AUGAGCUGCUCGCAAUCAUUCAUCGGUAUAAACUAUGGCCAAGUUGCGGACAACCUUCCACCACCACCAUCCACCGCAAAGCUUCUUCAAUCCACUUCAAUCCAAAAGGUCCGAUUAUAUGGAUCGGACCCCGCCAUAAUCAAAGCCUUAGCCAACACCGGAAUUGGAAUUGUUAUCGGCACUGCAAAUGGUGACAUUCCAGGACUAGACUCUGAUCCCAAUUUUGCCAAGAGCUGGAUCAACACAAAGAAUGCUCUAAAUGAUGCAUCGUUCGGGGGUAAAAUUAAGGUCUCCACAGUUCAUCCGAUGGGAGUGCUUAAGCAGUCUGAGCCACCUUCUUCUGGAAGCUUUGAUCCAAGUUAUGGGGAUCUGAUGAAGGGCUUGUUGGAGUUUAAUAGUGCGAAUGGUUCGCCUUUCGCAAUCAAUCCCUACCCUUACUUUGCCUCCAGAAGCCAUACAAGGCCUGACACUCUUGCUUUUUGCCUUUUCCAGCCGAUUGCAGGACGAAUGGAUGGAAACACUAAGAUCAAGUACAUGAACAUGUUCGAUGCUCAGGAUGCAGUUUAUUCUGCACUGAAUUCUAUGGGAUUUAAGAAUGUUGAGAUUGUGGUGGCUGAGACUGGAUGGCCAUAUAAAGGAGAUGACAACCAAGUAGGGCCAAGCAUUGAGAAUGCCAAGGCUUACAAUGGCAAUUUGAUUGCACACCUUCAAUCGAUGGUGGGCACUCCACUCAUGCCAGGAAAAUCAUUCGAUACAUACCUCUUUGCUCUUUAUGAUGAAGACUUGAAACCUAGACCUGGUUCUGAGCAUAAUAGAACUGGUCUCACCAUGGUUUAUGAUGUUGGACUCUCUACAAGUAGCCAGUUGAUCUUAAAGAUCUAUCAUUGCAUAAUAGAACUCCUAAAUACUCACAUUUUUCUGGUGAAGAGGUCAUAUGUCAUUCUUUAA
This is a messenger RNA of Populus trichocarpa (black cottonwood), 948 nucleotides long. RefSeq names its product glucan endo-1,3-beta-glucosidase 7-like. Bases 1 to 948 code for a protein of 315 amino acids. Gene Ontology annotation, molecular function: hydrolase activity, hydrolyzing O-glycosyl compounds. The record is from RefSeq and is a predicted model, not a curated record. NCBI's taxonomy places the organism in Eukaryota, Viridiplantae, Streptophyta, Magnoliopsida, Malpighiales, Salicaceae. Gene Ontology annotation, cellular component: plasma membrane. Gene Ontology annotation, biological process: carbohydrate metabolic process. The transcript is spliced from 4 exons.